Messenger RNA from Leishmania braziliensis MHOM/BR/75/M2904, 3249 nucleotides. RefSeq lists its product as hypothetical. NCBI's taxonomy places the organism in Eukaryota, Euglenozoa, Kinetoplastea, Trypanosomatida, Trypanosomatidae. The transcript has a single exon. The record is from RefSeq and is a predicted model, not a curated record. Bases 1 to 3249 code for a protein of 1082 amino acids.
AUGGAAAUUGACUUGCGCGACCGCGGUAUCGCGCGUCUCUGCUUUGAUGCUCAGGAGACGAACAAGGAAGAGGCAACGGUCGCCAGCGCUGUCGCUGCACUGCUGGCUGACCAUAACCGUAUCGACUGUGUUAGGGGGCUCAAUACCGUCUUCGUGAACCUCGUCGAAAUCCGACUUUCCCACAAUGCGUUGGGUCGACUCAGCACCCCGUACGAUGCUGUUCGGCAGAUCUCUCUGCGUGAUCUUGCCGCCGCGUCAUGCUGCUGCGAUGGUGUGGCGUCUUGGAUUCGCUGUCUCCCCGCCACACUGCAGGUGAUCGAUGUUGCCUUCAACGGUCUACACAGCUUCCUUGAGUGCACCUGCGAGUGUGCAUCCUCUCUAGAGCUGCACGUUGCCAGGGAUGGAGUGAUGGUAAAGCCCUUAGUCUUCGAUACGACCAUGUCCCUCGCUCGGCUGCUGCGCCACCGUUUACCCUUCGCGCUGCCUCUCUUUUUCUCUGCUCAGCGGUUUCCUCAACUGCGGGAGCUCAACGUGUCGCAUAACUCCUUGAAUGUGAACCUCUGUGAGAGCGAUGAGAUGCAAGACGGGUACAAUGCUCUCCAGGCAUUGUUGGCUGAGCAUCCCUUCACCGCGGAAACCGCAGCGACGCUGUCCUCCGUCGACCUCUCCCACAACCGAGGUUUGGCUGCCCUGAACUGCUUCUUUUUCUCGAUCCCACCAUGCACCGAGACGAGUUCGAAGGGGACGGUAGCGGCAGCUACGCAGUCAGCUGUUGCGCCGCUGUGCUCGGUGAACGUGGCUGGCACCGGGAUUGAGGAUCUUCAGGGCAUCUCAGCCAUAAGCGGGCACGGUGGCGCUGUGCAGUGGGACCUACAUCUCCACCCGUCGCCGGUCUCUCGCAUGAUCCUUGGCGCGGCACCGUCUGUGAUGCUACAGCUUACCCACGCUAUCGUGAGCACGCGCGUUGACGAGCAAAACAUGCUGGCUGCUGCACUGACCGAGGUGAUGCACGAGGGUGGGAUCUCGAGUACUCCCAUUGCGCGCUUUCAGUCGGUAGCCCAACUGGACGCUCUGGAGCAGAUCGCUGCGGCGGCUAUCUUGAAAGAGCAGCCGAAUAUGAGUACCGCCCUACCCGACGGCGCGACUUGGAUUUCCACUCUUGCGUACGCCUGCCUUCUGCGUCAAGUUAUUCCCUCCCUUCGCACCUUGGACGGGGCUUUGUGCGUGGAGCGGUGCGAGCAGCUCUUCUUGUCGUCUCUGUGCCAGCUACUGCUGGGAGACCCUCGACCACAACGAGCCUCAUCCUCUUCUCUCUUACCGAUGAGAGCUCCUCCCCCGCUCCAUCCAAGCGCGCCACCUGCGCUGCCAUUGUCGGUGCAGCGUGGGCUAGGCGGCGCCGCCCACUGUGUCGCACCGGAGUUGCAAUCACGUAUUGUGAUCACCACGGAAGCGCCAGCAGCGAAUGGAACCGUAGUAGGUGCUGAGGUCGUCGAUACUUUUACUACUGCUGCUGUUGUGCGUCCAGGCCAAUUUCAGGCAGCGCUGGUCGCCCUCCGCCCGAGUUGUUCCAGCUCGGUAGCAGCGCGGGCGACCACCACCCGCACCUCGUCUUGCCAUUCUACGAUGAGUGCCUCUUCUGUGUGCGCUGAAGAAGGCGCGGCCGUGUCAGGCAACAGCGACGCUCUCCCACCUGUUCCUGGAGAGGACUGGUUUACGCCAUCUGGCCUGGCGCCAGAGGAGAGGGCGCUAUACGAGUCUCUGUGCCAGGAAGCCAAGGAACUGCAGGAGGCGGUGCUGGCAAGCAACGAGCGAUGCCGCGACAUCUGGGCGCACACUGAAGCACUGCAACAGCAGCUCAGGCAGGACCGAACGCUCGUGGCAGACCAGCGGAAGGAGAUCGGUCGGUUGCGGCAGGAAAAGGAGCGCCUCCAGGGGAGUGUGGGACAGGCAAAGCGCCGAUUGGAGAAGCGGCAGAAGGAGGUGACCUACGGCGUCACGGCUAUGCAGUCUCGCGAGGUGGCGGCGCGAGAGAAGGCGGCCAUGGAGCGGAUCGCGGCGCGGGAGAAGGAGCUGGCGCGCCGUGAACGUCAGUUGCGUCAGCGUGCAGCGCGGUCUGGUGCGCUGGCUGUGGAGUACCACCGCAACGGCCCGCCUGGGCAGCGGAAGAAGCUGCGCAGCGAGGUGCUGCGUGAGGCUGCAGUUCGCAAGCGCUUGGCUGAGCAAGAAAACAAGGACCCCCUCGCCUACUCGCCGUCGCCCUUCAAGGCGGAAGUGCGUCGCUGCAGUCCUCGCCCAUCACCUGAUCAGAGACCGACCGCUCGCACAGCUACCCAGGAGGAGCAAGAUUACUUUAGGCUCUAUGGAGACGCGGACCGCCCUGGACUUUGCGAGGUGGCAGAUCACUACGUGGCACAUCUCCCUCUUGCACAGCAGCAGCAGCUUCGUGAAGCGUCUUCGCAGCUACCUUCCAGCGGCAGCCUUGACGAAUCGCGCGGCCGAAGCCACAAGGCAGCGUCAUUGCAGCGGCGUGGCUCCCCGACAAGCGGUGAGGUAGUCGACCCCCUUGUCGACUACGUUGGAGAGACCGACGCGAGGAACCGCAUGCCGUCUUCGGAGGCGGCUCGUGAUUUGAGCUCCCUGUCACUGUCGGAGCUGCUGGAUGCUGCGGCCGCGAUUCGGCAGAAGCAGCUUGCGCUCCAGCGGUUGCAGCACCAGUGGCGACGACCACCGGUGCCUCCUAUGCCGUCUCCCGCGAGAGAAGAGACGACGCACAUUGUGGACGUCGUAGUACAGUCGACCUCGGAAAGCGUUUCCCACCACCCCCGCAGCGGCAGUCACGACAGCGUCGAUGCUGACGACGCGGGCGCCCCACAGACGCCUUUGUCGGAUAUACACUUGCAUGUUCUCACCGACUGUAGACACUCGCCAUUUUCAUCGCCCGCGCAUGAACGGGACUCCCCAGCGCUGAACAGCGCACAACAACUCUUUGAUCGCAUCCUUGACCAGCGAGCAGCCGUGACAGUUGGCCUGAUGGCGGCAUCCACAGGCGUGAAGGCUGCCGUUGACAACCGCACGACUCACAUGGUUGGUUUUCUCUCCUCCAAGCAAGGGGACCGGGGCUCUCCAAGCGAUGCGUAUGGAGAGGAGCGCGAUGACGCCACUGGUGACCUGACGAGUGACGCUCUCACAGACAAAGCAGAAGACGCCGUUGCGCAGCGACCGCAGACUAACCGCGCGCUGUUUCGGUAG